CACGCCCUCCCUCUCCUAUCGCGUCCCUGCCUCCUCGAUCUCGCCGUCGAGCCUGCGUCCUCGCCGUCGUCCGUGCCAGGCCGGCUCCACCAGCUUUCCUCGUCGUGGCGUCUCCAAGAAUCAGUCCUCCUCUCCCCCGCUUCCCCCGCCCCCGGUCGAGCUCCGCCAGCAACCCCUCUACCUGUUCACCCGACGGCGACCUCCGUGGCCGACUUCUCUUCACUCUCGCCUCGCUUGCCACCUCUGCCGAAAGUGUAGUACAUCGUCGGGAGGAAUAUGACGCCAUCGGGCUCCUUUAGCGGGGAGGCACUUCUAUCUUGGCCUAGGCCUCGUCGUGGCCCCACAUCCAGUUGCCACGGGAUAUGGAUUGGGGCGUUGCUUCGCGGCGGCGGCGGAGGCGUUUGCUAGCUGUCGGCGGCAUUGGCGCCUGCCACGACCAUCGUCAACUGACAGCGACGGUGCGUUCGACGACCGGCAGUAGCCUGCGCUCCACCCAGCCGCGCUUCCUCCUGUGGACAUAAAUCUACCUCUACUGGGGCACUGGGCUGGUCCCAUCUUCCACGCGGCCCUCCCCUCCACUCAUGACGACGUCGGGUUCAACGACCGGCAUCAUCAUGCGCUCCAACCAGCCUCGCUUUCUCCCGUGGAUACGGAUCUACCGCUGCUGGGUGGCCCCAGCUUCUGAGCGGCCCCGCGUGCAGUUGCUGGUGAAGACUGAAGAGGAUUUGAGGACGUCACGAGUGAGCUUGCCAAGCCUUGUGCUCGCCGAGCGUGCGGGCGCACGUCUCCACAGCGAUCGCAUGACGUAGCUGGGGCCGGGACAUGGACGUCAUCGCGAAUCUCAUCUCUACGGACAGAGCGGCUGUAUGUUCCUACACUUUAUUACCUCCUCCCUCCUCCUCUGCAUCCCCAUCUCGCGCUUUUGGAGCCCUUCGCCUACAUUUUCCCCAAAUCCAUCUUCCUUUGUCCUUAUUGGUUUACCUCGCUGCCACCGACUGUCGUCCUCGUGGCCUCAUGGGUUGCUCUCAGGGGGCCGUUCGUGACCUAGGAUGUGUGAAGUGCUAUUGUGGGUACAGGUUUGUUUGGCUAACCAAAGUUGUGUAUCUUUGUCCACUACUUUGUGUGUAUUUUCCUUCGAUUCAUGGAACAAGUCCUCGGGUAUGUGUUGGAAAGUGGAGAGAUGAGUACAAGUAGAAUUGUAGACCAACAAAAAGGAUACAGGAACAUGCUUGCACUUCGCAUUUUGUAUGGAAAUGGCGUGUCUUAAUAGAAAAUGAUGGCACAU
Messenger RNA from Zea mays, 1285 nucleotides. RefSeq lists its product as uncharacterized. The transcript has a single exon. The record is from RefSeq and is marked predicted. The coding region runs from base 823 to 1194 and encodes 123 amino acids. Lineage: Eukaryota; Viridiplantae; Streptophyta; Magnoliopsida; Poales; Poaceae.